Messenger RNA from Miscanthus lutarioriparius, 336 nucleotides. The record is from the annotation of a GenBank genome assembly. NCBI's taxonomy places the organism in Eukaryota, Viridiplantae, Streptophyta, Magnoliopsida, Poales, Poaceae.
AUGGCAAAACUUCCAAGCUUGUUCUUAGUCCUCUCUUUUGUAGUAGCCAUGUCCGUCGUAGGCUCCCAGGCUGAUGGAGGCUGUGAUAAAGACCUCCAAAGCCUGAUAAGUGAAUGCAAUCAGUACGUGAUGUUUCCAGCGAAUCCAAAGAUCCCUCCUUCAGAUGUCUGUUGUGGUGUCAUCAAGAAGGCAAAUGUUCCUUGCUUGUGCACCAAGGUCACCAAGGAGAUUGAGAAGGUCGUGUGCAUGGAGAAGGUUGUGUAUGUUGCUGAGCAAUGUAAGAGGCCAUUUGAGCAUGGCGUCCAGUGCGGAAGCUACACGGUUCCUAGAAAAUGA